This is a messenger RNA of Tremella mesenterica DSM 1558, 1706 nucleotides long. RefSeq lists its product as uncharacterized. Bases 241 to 1449 code for a protein of 402 amino acids. Gene Ontology annotation, biological process: beta-D-galactose catabolic process via UDP-galactose, Leloir pathway. The transcript is spliced from 7 exons. The record is from RefSeq and is a predicted model, not a curated record. NCBI's taxonomy places the organism in Eukaryota, Fungi, Basidiomycota, Tremellomycetes, Tremellales, Tremellaceae. Gene Ontology annotation, cellular component: cytosol. Gene Ontology annotation, molecular function: UDP-glucose 4-epimerase activity.
CACUACUCGACUGGUACUACAUGUACGCACAAGCUGUCAUAUACACUUAAUCUCACUCUUCUCUACAACGACAAUACAAGACAGAUAGUUCCGACGGAAAAGGAAGCGAUACUUACCCGUAAACAGGGCAUCGUUUAGGAUCAGCACGGACCCCCCCACCCCACACCCCCCCCCUCUCUUUCUUUUUUCAGAAACCCUUAUAAACAUAUUCCUUUCUUUCCUCAUCCCCCAAACUCCAUCAUGCAGCUCAACGGUAUCGUCAACGGUAACGGCAAUGGUCAUGGUACAUCUCAUCAUUCACUCAAGCGCGUGCUCGUCACUGGCGGAUUGGGUUAUAUAGGAUCUCACGUCGUCGUAGCCUUACUCAUGACUGGAAGAUAUCUGCCUAUCGUAGUGGACAAUUGUCAUAAUUCGUAUCCCGAGGCAUUGAAGAGAUGUGCAGAGAUCGCGAGGGAUGAACUUGGGAGUGACGCGCCUCAACCUUUAUUUCAUCGAAAAGAUAUCAGAGAUAAAGCUGCUCUGGAUGAGAUUUUUCGACAAUACGAUGAACAAGGAGGGAUAUGGGCUGUUAUACAUCUUGCUGCUUUGAAAGCUGUAGGGGAGAGUGGAGAAAUUCCUUUGGAUUAUUAUCAAGUUAAUGUCGUCGGAUCCAUCUAUCUCUUAGAGACCAUGGCAAAACAUAAUUGUAAUCACUUAGUUUUCUCAUCUUCCGCAACGGUAUACGGUACACCUAAAAUCAUCCCUAUACCCGAAUCCUCUCCUUUACAAGCUGCAUCAUGUUAUGGACGGACGAAAGCGAUGGUUGAAGAUAUCAUUCAGGAUUUAUGUAGGGCGGAUGUUGGUGAAGGAAAAGGAGAGAGUUCUUUACGUGCUGUCAGUGUACGGUAUUUCAAUCCUGCAGGAGCACAUCCAUCGGGAAAAUUAGGCGAAGAACCUCGAGGAAAACCGGGAAAUUUACUCCCCUUAUUGGCUCAGAUGGCCACUGGGAGACAAAGGGCGGAUUUGAAGAUAUUUGGGAAUGAUUAUCCCACACGCGAUGGGACCUGCGUCCGGGACUAUCUUCAUGUUAUGGACCUGGCCAAUGGUCAUGUCCUCGCUCUCGACUCCCUCGCCAAGCCUUCAAGCGGGAAUACCAUUUUCUCCCAUGUGAACGUAGAGAGUGAAGGUUACUUUAGAGCGUUCAAUUUGGGUAAAGGAAAAGGAAUGAGUGUUUUAAAUAUGAUCGACGCCAUGAAGAAGGCAAGUGGGUUUGAUUUCAAGUAUGAGAUUGUUGGUCGGAGACUUGGCGACGUUCCCGACUUAACAGCCGAUCCCUCAUUAGCGGAAGAAGAAUUAGGCUUUUUAGCUCAAGAAGACCUCGAUACGAUGUGUCGUGAUUUAUGGAACUUUCAAACGAGAAAUCCACACGGAUACGAAUCGACUUCUUCUCUACCACCACCCAUCCUCUGAUCCAAUUCUGUCUUUGUGCUCUCCCUAUACAACUUUCAUGUUUCAUGUUCGGUGUCUGCUCGCAUGCUGCGUUCCGUAUUGGUCGGAUCCCCAGUCGGGAUAAGUUAGUGAAAGGACCGAUGAUAUAAUCUCAAAGUAGACAUGAUGGUCAAUCACCUUUUUUCUCUACCGAUGGGUCCUGUGGAUGUGUUCUCGAGGACCUGUAGUGUUUAAUGUGUACAAAAAAUGGACAAUGCAUCGAUUCGUGCAUGUAAUUG